Molecule: messenger RNA, 2375 nt
Organism: Impatiens glandulifera
Lineage: Eukaryota; Viridiplantae; Streptophyta; Magnoliopsida; Ericales; Balsaminaceae
Product: L-type lectin-domain containing receptor kinase S.6
Exons: 1
Coding region: 113-2209 (698 amino acids)
Biological process (GO): protein phosphorylation
Cellular component (GO): plasma membrane
Molecular function (GO): ATP binding; protein kinase activity; carbohydrate binding
Source: RefSeq, a predicted model, not a curated record
UAUUAAUCAGUUUUCUCCUCUGCAACAUAAACCAUCGAUGUAAUGAAAGACGAUCAAAGAUUCAAAUUCACUACGAUUAUCCAUCACUUGAUGAACGAGCCGAGCCAAGCCGAUGCAUUCUUCUCCAUCUCCACUCAUCUCAGUCCUCACCAUCUUCAUCUUCUUCCUCUCGUCCGAUUCAAUUUCGCGGUCUUUCAUACCCUUUUCAAAUUCAAUUAACGUCACUCUGUUCGGCGGCGCCGUUUUAAGAAACGGUUCCAUAAGCCUAACCCAAGAACGCAGCUGUGCCCAACCACCCAAUUCUUCAUCAGGAAUCGGCAGAGCUUUCCACGUUUCUCCGAUUCGAUUUCUUGACCCAUACAACAACAAAUCCGUAUCUUCUUUCUCUUGCCGAUUUUCAUUCACAAUUUCCCAUUCUCCUCUCUGCCCAUUCGGCGACGGUCUUGCUUUCUUGAUUACAUCCAAUAUCGAUUCUUUCAGUCUAAUGUAUGGUCGUAUGGGUCUUCCCGAUUGGGAACCAGAAAGUCAAGAUAGAUUCUUUGCUGUCGAAUUCGAUACUAAUUUCGAUCCUUUACUACAGGAUGUGAAUGAUAAUCAUAUUGGGAUUGAUUUAAAUUCAGUUGUAUCUGUAGUUUCUGUAAAUUUGAUUUCUAAAGGUAUUGAUUUAAGAAGUGAUAGGAAAAUGACAGCUUGGGUUGAAUAUAAAGAUGGAGAUAAGAAACUUAUGGUUUGGGUUGGGUAUACUAAGAUGAAGCCUUUAACUCCAUUACUCGUGGCUUCCAUUGAUCUUUCUCAGCAUUUUAAGGAGUUUAUGCAUGUGGGUUUCUCUGCUUCUAAUGGAAGAGGUUCUGCACUCCACCUGCUUGAUGAAUGGCGUUUCAAAUCCUCUAUCGCACUUCCUUCUACAAUGUCAAUGGAAGAUUCGUUUUCGUUUUCGGAAGAAGACUGUUUCAUGUGCUCACAGAAUGACAAUGAUCUAUACGUUGAAAAUGGGUUGUCGAAUAAUCGUAAAUUAGGCAGGAGCAUGCUCGAACUCGCCCUGCUUUCGGUUGGCUUGAUCAUAGUCCUUUUAUCUGUAUGUGCAAUUUUUGGGUUAUGCACUUGGUGCGUGAUAAAGAGAAGAAGAAUCAAAUCAAAUGUACAAAACGAACGACAAUUUACCCGAUUCCAAGCUAAAAACAGAAUACCCAAAAGAUUAUCUUUGAUGGAGAUUAAAUCCGCUACAAAAGGUUUCAACAGGAAGAUGAUAAUCGGGGAAGGAGCAUCCGCCGUCGUCUACCAAGGCUCACUCCCCUCCGGCGGGACAGUCGCGGUCAAGAGAUUCAGCAAAGUAACCCAAAUUGGUUCUCUCCGAAACCAAUUCGCGACAGAAUUAGCAACGGUUGUCGGCUGCUUAAGACACAAGAAUCUCGUCCAGCUUCAAGGUUGGUGUUGCGAAGGACCCGAACUUGUUCUUGUCUAUGAAUACAUGCCAAACGGAAGCUUAGCUCGAAUUCUCCAUAAACCAAACAAUCCAUUAUUAUGUUUUCUAACAUGGGAAAAACGAGUAAAGGUAAUCCUAGGAAUCGCAUCCGCGUUAGUCUACCUUCACGAAGAAUGCGAACGUCAAAUCAUUCACAGAGAUGUAAAAAGCUGUAACAUAAUGCUCGACGACGAAUUCAUCCCCAAGCUCGGGGAUUUCGGUUUAGCAGAGGCGUAUGAUCACAGCUGUUCGACCAGGGACGCCACACUGCCGGCGGGGACAAUGGGUUAUCUUGCGCCGGAGUAUGUUUAUUUGGGUGUUCCAACCGUUAAGACCGAUGUUUACAGCUUUGGGAUGGUGGUUUUAGAAGUGGCGACAGGGAGAAAACCAGUGGAUGAAGGUGGGUUGGGGUUAUCGGAUUGGGUUUGGGGAUUGUGGGGAAAAGGUUGUUUAAUGGAGGCUGUUGAUGUGAGAUUGAAUGGAAGGUUUAAUAUGGCGGGAAUGGAGAGGAUGUUGAUGGUUGGAUUGGUUUGUGUUCAUCCUAAAGCAGAUGAUAGACCGAUGGUUAGAGAGGCGGCGAGGAUGGUUAAAGGGGAGGCGCCGUUGCCGAUUCUGCCGGCGAGGAAACCGAUGGUUAGUAUUUUGUCUGUUGUUCAUGAGGAUUCUGAUCAGUUGAUGAGAUCUGAUGGUGGUUUGGAGAAUGUGGGUUCUCCUUGGUUGACGCCAAGUACACAUUUUUCGAGUUGAUUUGAUUUGAUUCGUUAGUUUGUUCAUGUUGUUGUUUGAUUUUGGAUUCAAUUUUUUGAUUAAUUUGUACUAAUGUGAAGUUGAAGGUGUAAUUUGGAUCAUGUUUUUUGAGUUAUGGACUAAAGCUAACUCUCUUAACAAAUGGACAUGGCCAAAACUUUUGAUU